GAACGAUCACGAGGUAAGCAUGGCCGGGAACGACCACGAGGCAAGAAUGAUCAGGAACGACCACGAGGUAAAAAUGACCUGGAACGACCACGAGGCAAAGAUGAUCAGGAACGACCACGAGGCAAGAAUGGUCAGGAACGACCACAAGGUAAGAAUGACCUGGAACGAUCACAGAGCAAAAAUGAUCAGGAACGACUACGAGGCAAGAAUGAUCAGGAACGACCACGAGGUAAGAAUGACCUGGAACGACCACGAGGUAAGAAUGACCUGGAACGACCACGAGGCAAGAAUGAUCAGGAACGACCACAAGGUAAGAAUGACCUGGAACGACCACGUGGUAAGAAUGACCUGGAACGACCACGAGGCAAGAAUGAUCAGGAACGACCACGAGGUAAGAAUGACCUGGAACGAUCACGAGGCAAAGAUGAUCAGGAACGACCACGAGGCAAGAAUGAUCAGGAACGACCACGAGGUGAAAAUGACCUGGAACGAUCACGAGGCAAAGAUGAUCAGGAACGACCACGAGGCAGGAAUGAUCAGGAACGACCACGAGAUCAAUUACUCAGGAACACUACACCUCUGCUACCAUCUAUUGGACAAGUUAAGAACUGUCUAAGACACCUAAACCCCAGGAAAGCGACAGGUGUAGACAAAAUUCCUGCCUGGACAUCUCGCUCCAGUAGUCCACAAUAUUGUUACUGCCAGUAUAGACAGUAUAAAACAAUACAAGUACCCAACUUACCCAAGCCAACACAAACAUGCGUUGAUAUCCCCAGUUGCCAAAGUCCGGAACCCAAGUGA
This is a messenger RNA of Paramuricea clavata, 801 nucleotides long. Lineage: Eukaryota; Metazoa; Cnidaria; Anthozoa; Malacalcyonacea; Plexauridae. The record is from the annotation of a GenBank genome assembly.